This is a messenger RNA of Cyprinus carpio (common carp), 1947 nucleotides long. RefSeq lists its product as uncharacterized. The record is from RefSeq and is a predicted model, not a curated record. Lineage: Eukaryota; Metazoa; Chordata; Actinopteri; Cypriniformes; Cyprinidae. The transcript has a single exon. Gene Ontology annotation, molecular function: cysteine-type deubiquitinase activity. The coding region runs from base 1 to 1947 and encodes 648 amino acids. Gene Ontology annotation, biological process: protein deubiquitination.
AUGUCGGCAUGUAACAGCAGUGUUAAGGUAGAAACUAGUGAAUGCCCUGCAAACAACAUUGAUGAAAGUCCAGUGUUUUCAUCAAAUAAAAGGAAGAGUGUUCGUGGAUCAUUUCAUCAAGGAGACUUUAAGUUCAAGUGGGCAGGAAGACAGUGUGUUGCUGUUAGUUUGGCUGCUAUGGCAAUGCACAAUGUACAAAGUGUGUUCUCAUGGGAAACCUGUGAUUUAGACAACGUGGUAAAUCUUGGUGAUAGCUUGUAUUCAGAUUUGCAUCAAAGUGGUUCAAUUACUGAUCCAACUGAAGAUAAGUUGCUAUGUAUUCCAGAUCUUCCUCAGGAAUAUGUGUUCAAAACAAAUGCGUUCAAAUUUGAAUAUGGCAGGUGUGUUUCUGGAAGUGUAGAUGUUGUUGAUGGAGAAUUUCUUAGGUCUGGUGCAUGUGUGACAUUAGCUGAUGGUUUGAAAAUUAUACUUGACAAAUAUGACACAUGUUUUUUUACCUUGAAUGGUAAUACUUGUGCCAUUAUUAAACAAAAUACACAAUUUGCUGUGGUUGAUUCUCAUGCACGUAGCAGUUCUGGAAUGAUUGAUGGUAAUGGCUUCAGUGUAGCUGUAUAUCACAAAACAUUGGCCAGUGUUUUGAGACACAUUCAGAGUUUAGCUGCAUGUAUGCGUGGACAUCAAAAGUUUUUUGAAAUAACUGGUGUUUGUGUACACCAAAUUAAAAUCAGCAAAACAUGUCACAGUCAAGCAGAAAUCUCAACUGCUAAGACUGAAACAAGGUAUUGUGUUGGUAAAAAGAGAAAAAUUCAAACUUUGCCUUUAAGUUCAGAAGAAAUGACAGAAUGUAAAGAUGUUAAGAAACGGAAAUACAAUUUUAAAGAAAACAGAGAGAUAAUUGAACCAAUUUCUAAAUGCAGUUCAAAUGCAGAUGUUAUUUGCUUAGGAGAUAGAGCUAACAUAAUGUUUAAUUUCAGUCCCUUGUGUUUUGAAACUAAACAAAAAUUAUGUAGUAAAGUACAUAUAGAGUUUCAGGGUGAAAAUCUAUCUUUGCCAUCAGACAAUGGACCAAUGGGCUCUCCUUGUGAAACAGAAAGCAUUCUUGAAGACGGAAAUUGUUUCUUUCGGGCAGUGGCACAGGUGAUGUGUGGUACACAAAAAGCUCACAGAACUCUUAGACUUGCAGUUGUGAAACAUAUGCAGUUGCACAGCUCUGAAUACAAGAAUCUCUUAAGAUCUCAAUACACAUCGAUGGAAGAUUAUUUAUCUUCUUCAAAAAUGAAGUACGUGGGAACAUGGGCCACUGAGGUUGAAAUUCAAUCCACAGCAAACUAUUUAGGGGUUGACAUUUUUACAUUUCACCUUGGAAAAUGGUUGAAGUAUAGGUGUAUGCAUGAAAAGAUGUGCAACCAAGGCAUAUACUUGCAACACUCCAAUGAAAAUCAUUAUGAAGUUGUUGUUUGUGUAAGACAAUUUGAGUCUCACGACUGUUAUAAGUUGUGUCAGAACGAAAAGGAUAAUGAUGGUAAAUGUACACACACAAGACAAAACCUAAAGGCACAGAGUGAAGUUUAUGGAGCACAGGAGACAAUAGAUAAUGUUGGUGAAAAUUCAAAUAAAGAUGCAUUGGUUAAUAAUAGCAGCUACUUUAAAAAAUAUUAUUCACUAAAAAGAUUCAAAAGUAAAAUGAAGGAAAACAAGCAAUGUAAGUAUCAUAAGAACAUGGAGUUUCAGCAACAUGCAAAAGCUGUGAGUAGGACUAGGUAUUAUAGUGAUGUGUUAUAUAAUAAAUCAGUAAAACAAGCAAGUAAACUGAAAUAUCGUAAUGAACAACACAAACAUAAACUAAACGAGUACAGCAGAAUGAAGUAUCGUUACAAUCUGCAACAUAAGCAUAAACUAAAAGAAUACAGCAAAUUCGCGAAAUCUGCAAACAUAAAAAAAACAUAA